CAUGUUCAGUGCGCUCUUCAUCUACCAUGCGCUACGCAAACCUACAGUCGUCGCCUACACCCCGUUCAUUACACGCACGUCACACACAACGCGACGCGUGACAGUACAUGACGAUGGCAUCGGGGGAACGCGUCGACAUGAGGAACGGCCGAGAUUACACGAUGCCCAACGUCACCGAUCACGGAUGUGAUGCGCUGAUGGAUGUGGUCGAAGAAUGGCUCAAGGUACUCUUGCCCACCUAGCACACGCCAGCCGCGCGGCAGCAUCCGAGGCGCGCUCCUUGGAGCAGCUGGCCUGGGAGGUGGACUGUGGCGUGUCUGGUGCGGUCAGUCACGGCGGUCGCAUGUGCCUGAGGCGAUUGCAGUCGUCUCAACGAGCUUCAUCCACAGCCUCACCGCCCAAGCCUUGCGACCUCGACGUCAACGACAAGAGUCGUAGGCCGCACCCCGCCUCCAACCCCGCCUUGCCCGUGCAUGUCGUUCCAUGAGACGCACCACGCUCGGAUGAAGCGGAGGUAACCGAUUCUCGGGCCAACGACUGUGCCUCGGUUCAGCCGGCCCGGGCCGGACAUCCGCCCCAGCCCACCACAUCCACAUCCGAUCCACGUCGC
Cutaneotrichosporon oleaginosum is the source of this 610-nucleotide messenger RNA. RefSeq lists its product as uncharacterized. NCBI's taxonomy places the organism in Eukaryota, Fungi, Basidiomycota, Tremellomycetes, Trichosporonales, Trichosporonaceae. The record is from RefSeq and is a predicted model, not a curated record.